AUGUCUAACAACACAUAUGCCCACACUAACCGCAUCGAAGUGAUACCCAACUACGACGGUCGCAUCAUCAAACAUGGACAAUUCACCAUGAAAAGCAUCUCUGUCCCCGGCGGCCUCUCGUUCACCUCUUCUACCCUCUUCCACGCCAUCGAAGACAUCGCCGCAUGGCAAGACCCGUCUGCGCCUACCAUCGAUGAUCCCAGAGUCCAGGCGCUCGCAGAGAUGCUCAACGAGCUCAAUCACUACGGGAUUUGUGGGUAUUGGCGGCUCAAGGCGUAUAUGAACUAUCACACUGACGCUGUUCAAAAAGCACGACGUUUGCCUGAGGUGAAGACAGAUGAGGGAGAUGACAUGGGUGUUGCUUGGCUUUUGGCCGAGGAGAGCCGAUUUGGAGAUCUGGUGCAGGCUUAUUUUGAUGUUGCUCGGAAGGGUGAAGAUUGCGUGCGUAAAGAGAGGAGGAAAGCAAUGGUGAUAGGGUAA
Macroventuria anomochaeta is the source of this 480-nucleotide messenger RNA. RefSeq lists its product as uncharacterized. The transcript has a single exon. The coding region runs from base 1 to 480 and encodes 159 amino acids. NCBI's taxonomy places the organism in Eukaryota, Fungi, Ascomycota, Dothideomycetes, Pleosporales, Didymellaceae. The record is from RefSeq and is a predicted model, not a curated record.